AUGGAUCAAAUAAAGAGUCCUUUCAAAGGAAUUGCAAAUGAUGUUAAAGGGAGGUUAAAAUGCUACAAGAAGGAUUGGCUCGAUACGUGCGGUUCUGGUGCAAGGAUUUUAGCUCCAACAGCGUACAUUUUCUUUGCUUCGACUCUUCCUGUAAUUGCCUUUGGGGAGCAAUUAAGUCGAGAAACAGAUGGGAGGCUUAGCCCGGCCGAGACACUUGUUUCGACUGCUAUAUGUGGGAUAAUCCAUUCGAUUUUCGGAGGACAGCCAUUGUUGAUCUUAGGAGUUGCAGAGCCCACCAUUAUAAUGUACACUUACUUGUACAACUUUGCCAAGAGAAGUGUAGGAACCGAGCUAUAUUUAGCCUGGGCUGCUUGGGUAUGUGUUUGGACUGCUUUGCUGCUCUUUCUUCUGGCCAUAUUUAACGCUUGUACCAUCAUUACUCGAUUUACGAGGGUUGCUGGGGAGCUAUUCGGCAUGUUGAUCUCUGUUCUUUUCAUUCAAGAAGCCAUCAAGGGUGUGGUGAGUGAAUUCGAAAUUCCAAAGGGCGAAAAUGCCUCAGAAGAGCAAUACAAUUUCUCGUGGCUUUAUACAAAUGGAUUGCUCUCAGUUAUAUUCUCGUUCGGCGUGCUUAUAACUUCCCAAAAGAGCAGAGGAGCUCGGUCCUGGCGGUAUGGUACAGGCUUUUUUCGGAGUUUUAUAGCCGAUUAUGGGGUACCAUUAAUGAUUGUAAUUUGGACUGCAUUAUCUUAUGGUGUACCGGGCAAAGUUCCUUCUGGCGUCCCGAGGAGAUUGAUCGGUUCACUCCCUUGGGAAGCUAAAUCAUUGUACCAUUGGACUGUGAUCAAAGACAUGGGGAAAAUAUCGGUGGGGUAUAUUUUUGCAGCCUUUAUACCGGCAGUGAUGAUAGCUGGCCUGUAUUUUUUUGAUCACAGUGUAGCUGCACAGAUGGCUCAGCCGAAGGAAUUUAACCUGAAAAACCCAUCUUCUUACCAUUGGGACAUCUUUUUACUCGGCGUCAUGACUCUACUUUGUGGAUUGCUCGGAAUUCCACCUUCGAACGGUGUACUUCCACAGUCUCCUAUGCACACAAGGAGUCUUGCAGUCCUUAAGAGACAGUUGAUUCGGAGGAAAAUGGUGAAACGUGCAAAGGAAGGCAUGAAACAGCAAGCGAGCCACUCUGAAAUAUACGGAAGAAUGCAUGCCGUUUUUGUCGAGAUGGAAAAUGCUCCUUCGCACACGGUCGAGAAAGAACUGGCGAAUUUGAAGGAGGCUGUCCUGAAGCACGAUGUGGUUGUCGAUGGAGAAGCAAAUGACCGAUUUGACCCUGAAAAGUGCAUCGACUUGCACUUGCCCGUCCGAGUCAACGAGCAAAGGGUAAGCAACUUCUUGCAAUCCGUGCUCGUGGGCCUCGCCGUGUGUGCUAUGCCGGUAAUCAAAAUGAUUCCCACAUCGGUUUUGUGGGGUUAUUUUGCUUACAUGGCGAUCGAUAGCCUCCCGGGCAACCAGUUCUGGGAGAGGCUGCUUCUCAUGUUUGUACCUCAACGCCGUCGUUUUAAAGUUAUCGAGGAGUUUCAUGCUUCAUAUGUGGAAUCGGUACCGUUUAAGUACAUACGAAGGUUCACGAUUUUCCAGCUGGUGUAUUUCGCUAUUUGCUUUGGGAUUACGUGGAUACCUAUAGCCGGUAUUUUGUUCCCAUUGCCGUUUUUUCUCUUGAUAACCAUACGAGAGCACGUUUUGCCGAAGUUUUUUCCACCUCACCAUCUUCAAGAGCUCGAUGCUGCCGAGUAUGAAGAGAUCGUGGGGCACCCAAUCAGAGCUCGGAGUCUUACUCAUCGUGAUGGAGAAUUAACACGUGAUGGUGAUGAUGGUGAGGAGGAUUCUCCCGAUUUGUCGUCUGCUGAAAUAUUAGAUGAGAUGACGACUCGUAGAGGUGAACUCAAGCAUAGGUCCAUGAGCUUCAACGAGCGACAAUUUCAGGUUCUCCCAACAGAAUCGAACGAGGUGUGA
Molecule: messenger RNA, 2007 nt
Organism: Striga hermonthica
Lineage: Eukaryota; Viridiplantae; Streptophyta; Magnoliopsida; Lamiales; Orobanchaceae
Source: the annotation of a GenBank genome assembly